Messenger RNA from Epinephelus fuscoguttatus (brown-marbled grouper), 3920 nucleotides. Its product is annotated as lamin-A-like. Lineage: Eukaryota; Metazoa; Chordata; Actinopteri; Perciformes; Serranidae. The coding region runs from base 320 to 2317 and encodes 665 amino acids. The record is from RefSeq and is a predicted model, not a curated record. The transcript has 14 exons.
UUUAGACUGUCAGGAUGUCUUGUGGGAAUUAUUCUGUCUCUCUCUGGGAGUAUGAUACAAAUGAUUUGUGGACAUUUUCCUCUUUGGAUUCAGUGGAUGAGCUUGCUGACAGGUUAUUUUUCUGCCAUGGAUAACACCACAACCCUGCUCCGAGUAGGUACAUGUGCAGUGAGCGACAGCUAGGAGAGCAGUUCAGGGCACGAGCCAAAGGCGCACACACCCACUAGCAGAGACUGCAUUAUUCAGCGGAUCCUCUUCUCUACGCUUCCUCUGGGCCAGUGACUCACCCCUGUGCACCUCUUGCUGAGCCAUUAUUACCAUGGAAACCCCGAGCCAGAAACGCACCAGCCGCGGAGCCGUCUCCCCGACCCGCAUCACCAGGCUGCAGGAGAAGGAGGAUCUGUGCAACCUCAAUGACCGGCUGGCUGUCUACAUCGACAAGGUUCGCUCGCUGGAGUCGGAAAAUGCCGUACUGCGCCUGAAGAUCACAGAGUCGGAGUCCUCAACCAGCCGAGAUUUGUCGGGCAUGAAGGCGGCCUAUGAGGCAGAGCUGGCCGACGCCCGAAAAACCCUGGACCAGGUGGCGAAGGAGCGAGCACGCCUGCAGCUAGAGCUGGGCAAGAUCAGGGAGGAGCACAAGGAGCUCAAAGCCAGAAACACCAAGAAGGAGUCUGACCUGGAGGCGGCUCUGGUCAGGCUGAGGGACCUGGAGGCCCUGCUGAACUCUAAAGAUGCUUCCCUUUCCACCGCCAUGGGGGAGAAGCGGGCCCUGGAGGCCGAGGUGAAGGACCUCAAGGCCCAGCUGGCCAAGUUGGAAGGAAGCUUAGCCGAUGCCAAGAGGCAGCUGCAGGAUGAGAUGCUGAGGAGAGUGGACGCCGAGAACCGCCUGCAGACCGUGAAGGAGGAACUGGAGUUCCAGAAGAACAUCUACAACGAGGAGCUGCGUGAGUCCAAGCGCCGGCACGAGACCCGCAUGGUGGAGAUUGACAGCGGGCGGCAGCAGGAGUUUGAGAGCAAGCUGGCUGACGCCCUGGCCGACCUGAGAGCCCAACACGAGGAGCAGGUCCGCCUGUACAAGGAGGAGAUCGAGAAGACCUACGAUGCUAAGCUGGAGAACGCUCGUCAUUCAGCUGACAGGAACAGCCACUUGGUGGGAGCAGCUCACGAAGAGCUGCAGCAGACCCGUGUUCGACUGGAGGGCAUGUCAGGCCAGCUCAGCAUGCUGCAGAAACAGCUCUCAGCGAGCGAGGCCAAGGUGCGCGAGCUGGAGGAGGCUCUGUCGAGGGAGCGGGACCUGAUGCGGCGGCGGCUGGAGGAUAAGGAGCGUGAGAUGGCCGAUAUCCGAGCUCGGAUGCAGCAGCAGCUGGACGACUACCAGGAGCUGCUGGACAUCAAGCUGGCCCUGGACAUGGAGAUUCAUGCUUACAGGAAGCUGCUGGAGGGAGAGGAGGAGAGGCUGCGUCUGUCACCCGGCACUCAAGCCAAGGUCACAGUGGCACGCACCUCCGGCUCAAGCCACAGCCACACCAGCCGCUUGGUUCACUCCUCCGGCUCAGGCCACAGCCACACCAGCCGUCUCGCCCACGCUUCCGGCUCCGGCGGUGCCGUUGGCACUGCCACCGCUUCCAGCAGCCGCAACUCCUCUGGUACAGCCAGUGCGAAGAAGCGCCGCCUCAAUGACAAUGAAAGCGAGACCUCCAGCGUUGCGGGGGGCACUGUGACCAAGACUCGUAUUAGUCAGCACGCCUCAGCCAGCGGCCGCAUCACCGUGGAUGAGGUUGACCUGGAGGGCAAGUACGUCCGUCUCAGCAACAAGGCUGACGAGGAUCAAUCUCUGGGCAACUGGCAGGUGAAGAGACAAGUAGGUAGUGCCACACCUAUCGUCUACAAGUUCCCCCACAAGUUCAAUCUGAAGGCCGGAGGAACUGUCACCAUCUGGGCUGCAUCUGGCGGUGCAACCCACAACCCCCCUAGUGACCUGGUGUGGAAGAGCCAGAACUCGUGGGGCACCGGCGACCUCCUGCAGACCUCCCUCAUCAGCGCCAACGGAGAGGAGAUGGCCAUGAGGAAGGUGACACGCACCCUGUUCACUGAUGAUGAUGAUGACGACAUGGGAGCGCACAGCACGAGCGGUGUAGACAACGAGUACAACCUGCGGAGUCGCACGGUGAUCUGCGACUCCUGCGGGCAGCCGUCAGAACGCGGAGGUUCUUGUGGCAGCGGAGGUCUUGAAGGCCUCGUGGGACAUUCCUUUUUCAUGGGGACCAAUGAGCCCAGACAGGGUCGUGCCAAGCCGGAGAACUGCUCCGUCAUGUAAAAACCAGACAGCACCUCACCUGAACCCACCACCACCUCCUGUAGCCCAUAUAGGAGAAUAAUAAUGUCCUACCAUUGGGUUGUUUGUCUUUAUUUUUUUUUAUAUGGUCUUAUUUUUUUGUAUUCAGAUUAAUCUGCAGGUUAGAGUUGCUUUGAGGUUUUUUGGGCGGAGGGCACAGGAUUUUCAUAUUUAGCUUUUUGAGUUUGUGUAUUCAAGGUAUGUUAUUGCAUGUGUGCCGUGCUAAUGCUUGUUCUGCUCUUCUUGCACAGUCUCUCUCUCACACACACGCACAGACACACACACGCACACACACAGCUCCAUUGACCAGUGCUUGUGCUUGGAUCCGAGGCGGGGUUUCACAUUUAAUGGCCAGGCUGUCAACACUCAACACGCACAGCUAGUGAACCCUGUCAGGAGAAGGUCUCUACAGUCGACAGGAAAAUGAAUCCUGUGGGGUUUGUUGAUAACGUUUGUCGCCCACUGAAUUGAUCAAAUGUUUAUGGAAGGUGAUGUUUACAUUUGAAAUUUAUUUUCCUCAUUUUGGGAUAGUAUUGUUGUAUCUUUAUAUGAAAAUACAUUUAAAUAAUUUUUUUGUUUGAUAAACUAUGUUGGAAAAGUCUCCAAAGAAAGCCAAAGUACUUUAAGCUCAGGGCGUUCAGCAGGUUGUGUUUCACCUUUAGCCUUAGUCGUAGUGUUUUUUCUAUGUGGAUUUAGAUCGCAUGGUUGAGCUGCAAUGGUGCACACAGAGAGAAAAAUAAUUAUCUGAGAUGAAUAUAUUUUUUUCUGCAAUUCACAGCUCGACCCCAGAGGGAUGUAUUUGGUUCUUGAAAGUGUGUGGAAAUAAGGAAUUACUGUCUGCUGGAUAAUAUACCCAGACAUAAAUGUGUAUCUCAGUUUGAUUUAAAUGUGUUGCCUUAUUGAGUAACUCCAAAGAUGUUUUGUCAUGAUGAUAGGAAAAUGUUUUCUACGUGGGGGAGAUAUCAGGAACAGGUACUAUAUUUUGAGUCUUUACUGGUGCCAUAGAUACAGUAUAUAUUUGUAGGAUUUCUCAGCUUACUCAACCACAUUAAGAUUAUUCUGAUAGUGAGCUGCAGCAGUAGUUUUUGGGAACAUUUUAACAAGCUUUUUUACAGAUUAUAAAAAACAAGAAAAAAAAAAGACUGCCUUCAGAGGACGGAGAGUAACAAUCACUGUUCUCUGGGCACAUGCCUCCGAUCACAGUCUUGUGACUGUCAGCUAUCCUCUGGUUUGUGUUGCUCCUAAAAAACUGGUCAUAAGGGCUUUUUUUUUUUCUUCCUUUCCGCUUAAGCUUACUGGCUUUGCAAAUCCCCAGGCAUGAUUUUGGGAUCUGAGCAGGAUUGUUGGGGGGCGGGGGGGUUCUAUACUUUGUGACUUUGGCUUCAUGCACUGCUUUUAUCGAGGGCCUCUCCAAAUAUGCACAGCAGGUAGAUUUGUACUGUAGUCUGGCAGCUUAAGUCAUUUAUACUCCAGUGGAAAGCAUAUCAAAGCAUUUACGGGAAAUACUUGAUAGCUGUUUUUGAUAUUUUUCUCUGUAUUGUACUUCAUAGAUGGUAUUUCUGCCACAUUAGAUUAUUUUUUUUUU